UGCCAUGAGGAGCAGAUGGUGGGAUCUCUACUGUGAUUUCUUUGAUUAAAUUAGUGAACGCUAUCUCUCACUUUGUGAGUGAUUCUGCAUAGUUGUGAAUUGGUGGUGGAAAUUGGUCAGUAUAGAGAUGAUGAUGUCAGGUGGGGGAGGAGGAAGAUCUUCUUCAACAUCUUCAACGUCCUCAUGGGCACCUGCAACUUCUUUCUCUGCAUCGGGAAAGAGGAUUCAGAGAGAAAUGGUAGAGCUCAACAAUGAUCCCCCUCCUGAUUGUUCUGCUGGACCAAAGGGUGACAAUCUCUACCAUUGGGUCGCAACUAUAAUUGGCCCUGAAGGGACACCUUAUGAGGGUGGCAUAUUUUUCCUUGACAUAAUAUUUCCAAGUGAAUAUCCCUUUAAGCCUCCGCAGGUCGUAUGCAAGACUCGCAUUUACCAUUGCAAUAUAGACACUACUGGCCGAGUUAGUUUGGGUAUAUUGAAGGAUGGUUGGAGUCCUACACUAACUAUUACUAAAGUGCUACUUGCAGUUAGAUCGAUUUUGAUAAAUCCUGACCCUUAUAAUGCGGUUGUCCCUGGUGUUGCCCACCUCUAUUUGGGAGAUAAAGCAAAGCAUGAUGAUAUUGCUGUAGGGUGGACGCUUCGAUUUGCAAAAUGAAUGUUGUAUUGUCUUAUCCCAUACAUUAGUGUGCAAUAACUGUGAUCACAUCAUCACCUGUUACUAUCACAAGCUUUGUCACAAGUCGUGUCUUGAGUGCACAAUAUUGCACUUGGUACAAGCGACAACGACACCAAACAGUGCAUAUUGUCGGGUAGAAAGUUUCAGUCAGCUUCAGGUUUUAUUAGUCUGCAUAUGAUUGUAUUAUUUCAGUCAAUACAUCUAUCAGCUUCGCUAUUUUAAUACCUAGUUCUAGUUAAAAUGUGAUGUCUUGCUUC
Neltuma alba is the source of this 930-nucleotide messenger RNA. RefSeq names its product constitutive photomorphogenesis protein 10. The transcript has 5 exons. Bases 128 to 652 code for a protein of 174 amino acids. Lineage: Eukaryota; Viridiplantae; Streptophyta; Magnoliopsida; Fabales; Fabaceae. The record is from RefSeq and is a predicted model, not a curated record.